Messenger RNA from Rhineura floridana, 5229 nucleotides. RefSeq lists its product as uncharacterized. The record is from RefSeq and is a predicted model, not a curated record. Bases 2532 to 3827 code for a protein of 431 amino acids. The transcript is spliced from 3 exons. Lineage: Eukaryota; Metazoa; Chordata; Lepidosauria; Squamata; Rhineuridae.
AGCGGUAGGAUUCACGCAAACUCCCGAAUCAACAACGCGGCUGGAGGUAGCGAAAAGCAGGGCGGGCGAGUUUUGCGUCCCGUCUGGUCCCGUUCCUCCCCCGCGCAGCAUGCGCCUACCUUCGAAGAAGCGCCGCAGAGCCUCCGUUUCGUCCACCACCUCCAUAGUUGUGCCAUGCACCAAGCGGCCAGGCUAGUCGCCGAGCCUGCAGGGGGGCAUUCCCCCCGGCCAGGGCGCCUAGAGCCGUACGACGCCGGCGGCGAGACCCCUCAGCCGCCUCUCUCUGGACCUCUCAGGCGACGCUCCCCGCACUCUGGCCCCGGCUGACCCGCGCACUGAGGGAGAGGGAGAGUGGCAGUUUCCACCCACCAUGGCUGGUACUGUGGAGUGGGUGCAGAUCAGGACAUCAAGAAGCUGCCGGCGAAAUCCCUCCAGUUGUGAGAGGCCAAUCCUGAGGGAUAAAGAAUAUCAGAUGCACUGAUGCAGGUGAAACUAUUAUGAGAAGCAUAAACAGGAAAGCAAAGAGAGAUGGGAUCAGAAAAGACUUACCCAUGGCCCAGUGUAAGGCUACUUUAUACAAUUAUACUGAGGACAAUCCAUAACUCAGAAAGAUAUGAGCAGAUAUCAACAAAUUCAACAAGUAAGCUAUAAGUAAUACUAUAGUAUUAAACAAAAAGUGUAGAUAACAAAAAAUACAGCACAGAGGUGUAAGAAGUUAAUACUCAAAAGGCACACAGGAUGUCAAAGUUCACGUAACCAAGAAAAUGAUUUAGAGAAUUUAGAUGUCGUAUCAUAGGGAAAACAAGCAAACAGAGAAGACAGAACAGAAGUGUGAUGUGCCACUAUCCAGCUCAUCAAAGAUACACAAGUGAGAGAUGUUUCUAGGUAACAGAGGAGGUGAACCUUUUUUCAACUCAAGAGUCACAUCCAUUUUUGGCCAACCCUCAGAGGGCCACAUGCCAGUAGGUGUGGCCAGUCUUCACAUACACAAACACAUGCCUCCCUCACCAUGUGCAUGUUAACAGAUACUGUAGGAUGGUGUUGAGAUGCAGUUGCUGCCCACCCUCCUUCUCCUUCCCUUCACCCAAACUGCGGCAAUCGUCUCAGAAGAGCUGGAGGCUCUCUUGUGUGCAGCCUGCUGGUGAAUGUCUUCUCUGCAGCCCUUCCAGCCAAAAGGUGGAAACCAGCUUCCCUUGCCCCAUGCCUUCCUUCAAGGAGCUCAAGCCAACUCCCUCCAGUGUUUGGCAGCACUUUUGGGAGGCUGGCCAUCUUUCUCCAGCUUGAUCUUGAAGUCCUGCAGUUUCUGAGUCACUGACUGAUGUUUACCUAUCUGUUCACCACUGGUGGCAUAGGCACCUUUAUUGAGAGGGUUUGGAUUGGAGUGUUAAGGAAACAGGACGAAGUGCUUCAAUCUACUGCAAUGUUUCUCGAAGAUCAGAAGCUAUCCGCUGACAAUUUUAUUCCUCGUUCUUCUAAAUAAUUGAAUGAUACACCAAACUCCUAACCCAACCACACAAGAAUUACUUAUAAAUUGUUCUAGUUUCGAUGAAUUAAAAAAACUAUGGAAUGAUUCAUGAUUAUCAUAUCUGCCAAACAUGGGGUGGGCAAGCUUUUUGCCCCAGAGGACCACAUGCAGUAGUAGUGGUGGUUGGUGCCCAUUGAGACCAGUAGGGCAGAAGGCAGGGUGACCAACAGUAGGUGAAGGCAGACCCAGUGACAAAGCCACUCUGACUGAUUGCAAGCAAGAAAGUGAGCAGGGGGACGCAAGCUAACCUUGGUGGGGCAGUACCACAUUUAUCCUACUAGACCAGCCUCCAAUGUGCAAUAGUGGGUGGGCACCUGGGGCCACUUGCAAGUUGCUAUGGCCAGAGUCAGCAGUGAGUGUAGCCUCAGGACACAAGCAUUCAUAUUCAUUCCCAGUGCCUGCAGAAGAAGGGGACUACCAUCACCCAGGGAAGAGGGAGAGCCAUCUGCUGCGGCUGUCUGCCUGCCUCCCUGCUUGCUGCUGCUGCUCGGCUACCACCAUUGCCCUCUCCCUGUGGGACUUCUGCUCUGCAGGUUGUCACGCCUUGCAGGACCAGGCCCCAGGCACUCAGCCAGCUGUUGCUGAUUUUGUCCACCUGUCCCUUUCCUGGAGGGGAUACAUAAACUGGCUGGCCGAGGUGGCUCCUGCUUUGUAGAUUUCCUGGCUUUUUGUGGGACUGGCAGGUCUUGCGUUAAGUGCCUGGGAGAGAGGACUCAGAGUGGGGAGACUUGAGGGCCCCCCAAUCAGUGUAGUGAUGGGUAGAGGGAGAUAUGGCAUUGUGAGGAGGACUUGCCAGGUAAGAGGAACACGGCUCAAGCAGUUAAUGGCUAUGCCUUGUUCCGGUCCUCCCCACACCCGCAGGUUUGUUGGUUGCCCUAUCAGCCAGCUCUCAGACCUCCGGAUGCUGCUCUUAGACGCCAGAUUGGUACAUAAUAAAUCUCCCUCAUUCAUGAUUUAAUUGUGGAUGAGGCAGCCGAUCUGGCAUGUAUAACCGAGACCUGGGUGGAUGAGCAAGGAGGAGUCAGUCUCUCCCAGCUAUGUCUGCCAGGGUACCUGGUUCAGCAUCAGAGUAGACCUGAGGAUCAGGGAGGGGUUUUUUGCUGUGGUCUAUAGGAACCUCUCCUGCAAGUACCCUGUCCAUGUGACUACUGGUCUGGAGUGUUUGCACCUUGUGUUGGGUCAGUGGGACAGACUGGGGAUUCUGUUGGUGUAUAGCCCACCCCGCUGCCCAACAGACUCCCUAGCUGAGCUGACAGAGCUGGUCUCGGGUGUACUGUUGAGAUCCCCCAGACUGUUGGUUCUGGGGGAUGUCAACAUCCAUGCCAAGGCCACCUUAUCUAGGGCGGCGCAGGAUUUCAUGGUCUCCAUGACAACCAUGGGAUUGUCCCAAUAUGCCAUUGGCCCAACACAUGUAGCAGGGCACACUCUAGAUUUGGUUUUUGCAACUGGACAUGGAGUUGGUGAUCUGAAUGUGGGGGGCCUUACAUCGGUCCCUCUGUCAUGGACAGAUCACUGCUUGCUGAAGUUUAGGCUUACAGUGGCUUUUCCCCUCUGCAAGGGUAGGGGACCUAUUAAGUUGGUCCACCCCCACAGACUAAUGGAUCCGGAUGGUUUCCAAAGGGCUCUGGUGAAUUUUCCAGCUGAUAGGGCUGGCGCUCCUGUUGAAACCCUGGUUGAACUGUGGAAUACAGAAAUGAUCCAGGCGGUUGACAUGAUUGCUCCUCAGCGCCCUCUCCUGUGUAGAGCUCGUACGGCUCCAUGGUAUACCCCAGAGCUGAGAGUGAUGAAACAAUAUAGGAGACGGCUUGAGUGCAGAUGGAGACGAACUCCUGGUGGAUGCAAUUACACACUGGUAAGUGCCUAUGAUAAGCUAUAUUUAGGGGCAGUGAGGACAGCAAAAAAACAGUAUUUUGCUGCCACUAUCAAAUCAUCAAUCUGCCGCCCAGCGGAGCUUUUCAGAAUUGUCUGGGGGCUAUUACACUCUGGCCCCAGGGACAUGGUAGAACCAUCUGAGGCCUGUUGUAAUGAAUUUGCUAGGCACUUCCAGGAUAAAAUCUUUAGCAUCCGCCAGGACUUAGACUCCAGUGUUAUAGCAGGUGAAUCAAACGAGGUAUCCAGAGCACAGCCUUGUCCUGAUUUCUUGGAUGAGUUUCAGCUGGUACAGCUUGAGGACGUUGACAAGGUGCUUGGGCAGGUUUGUGCAACCAUUUCUAUGCUGGAUCCUUGCCCUUAUUGGCUAAUAAAAGCUAGCAGGGAUGGAACAGCCGGCUGGGCCAGGGAAGUGAUUAAUGCCUCUCUGUGAGAGGGGGUGGUCCCUGGCUGCCUGAAAGAGGUGGUAGUGAGACCACUCCUGAAGAGACCCUCCCUGGACCCAGAAAAUCUUAAUAACUGUAGGCCGGUAGCAAAUGUUCCAUUCCAGGGAAAGGUUCUUGAACGAGUGGUAGCAGGCCAGCUCCAGACACUCUUGGAUGAGACCGAUUAUCUGGAUCCAUUUCAGUCGGGUUUCAGACCUGGUUUUGGCAUGGGAACAGCCUUAGUCGCCCUGUAUGAUGACCUCUGUCGGGAGAGAGACAGGGGGAGUGUGACUGUUGAUUCUCCUUGAUCUCCCAGCGGCUUUCGAUACUACUGACCAUGGUAACCUUCUGGGAAGACUGGCUGAGCUGGGAGUGGGAGUGACUGCAUGGCAGUGGUUCCGCUCCUACUUGGCGGGUCGGCUCCAGAAGGUGGUGCUUGGGGAACAUUGUUCUGCACCAUAGACUCUCUAGUAUGGGGUUCCGCAGGGGUCAGUUCUGUCCCCCAUGCUGUUCAACAUCUACAUGAAACAGUUGGGUGCAGUCAACCGGAGCUUUGGAGUGCGUUGCCAUCAGUAUGCUGAUGACACGCAGCUCUAUUUCUCCUUUUCAUCUUCUUCAGGUGAGGCUGUCAAUGUGCUGAACCAGUGCCUGGCUGCGACAAUGGACCAGAUGAGGGCUAAUAAACUGAGGCUCAAUCCAGACAAGACUGAGAUGCUGCUAGUGGGUGGUUCUUCUGACUGGAUGGUGGAUGUCCAACCUGUCCUGGAUGGAGUUACACUCCCCCUGAAGGAACAGGUUCGUAGCUUAGGGGUUCUCCUAGAACCAUCUCUCACUUCAGGCUCAGGUAGCCUCGGUGGCACGGAGUGCCUUCUACCAACUUCAGCUGGUGGCCCAGCUACACCCCUAUCUGAACAGGGAUAACCUGGCUUCAGUUGUCCAUGCUCUGGUAACCUCCAAGCUAGAUUACUGCAAUGCACUCUACGUGGGGCUACCUUUGAAGACAGUUCGGAAACUGCAGCUGCUGCAAAAUGCAGCGGCCAGAUUGGUAACAGGGACCAGACGGUUUGAACAUAUAAAACCGAUUCUGGCCCACUUGCGUUGUCUACCUGUAUGUUUACGAGCUUGAUUCAAGGUGCUGGUUUUAACCUAUAAAGCCUUACACAGCUUGGGACCACAAUACUUGAUGGAAUGCCUCUCCCGACAUGAACCCACCCAUACACUACACUCAACAUCUAAGGCCCUCCUCCGGGUGCCUACUGCGAGGGAAGCUGGGAGUCUGGCAACAAGGGAGAGGGCCUUCUCAGUGGUGGCCCCCAAACUAUGGAAUGAUCUCCCUAACGAGGUGCACCUGGUACCAACACUGUUACCUUUUCGGUGCCAGGUCAAGACUUUCCUUUUCUCCCAGGCAUU